Molecule: messenger RNA, 1209 nt
Organism: Rhizoctonia solani
Lineage: Eukaryota; Fungi; Basidiomycota; Agaricomycetes; Cantharellales; Ceratobasidiaceae
Product: tryptophanyl-tRNA synthetase
Exons: 6
Coding region: 1-1209 (402 amino acids)
Biological process (GO): mitochondrial tryptophanyl-tRNA aminoacylation
Cellular component (GO): mitochondrial matrix; mitochondrion
Molecular function (GO): ATP binding; tryptophan-tRNA ligase activity
Source: RefSeq, a predicted model, not a curated record
AUGCAAGCCCAACUCCGGAUUGCGACCAACCUCGCCCGAACAACUCGAGUGCAAGCUUUACCACACCAUUCGCCAUACGUUCUCAACUCGGUACAUGAAGCCUUGAGGUAUACCUCGAGCGGGCAGCAUAAACCUCCCAAGACCAUAUUCUCCGGUAUUCAGCCAACCGGCAUUCCCCAUCUAGGAAACUAUCUCGGCGCACUUGUCAACUGGGUUCAUCUCCAAAGAAAUUCAGCUCCAGCUGAUCGACUGUUCUUCUCGAUCGUAGGGCUGCAUGCCUUGACGCUGCCUCAAGACCCAGUCAAACUGAGGCAAGAAAGGUUAGAUACGCUGGCGAUCUUGCUGGCUAUUGGGUUGGAUCCCCGAAGGAGUGUUAUAUUCUGCCAGGAUCAAGUUCCACAACACGCAGAGCUCGCAUGGAUGCUCAAUUGUACCACCCCGAUGGGGAAACUCCAACGCAUGACCACUUGGAAGUCUAAAAUCGCAAUUGCCCGCAACGCGAACUCCACGGAUGAGGUGGAUGAAUCACACCUGAACCUCGGCCUCUUUGCGUACCCCGUACUGCAGGCCGCAGACAUCCUUCUCUAUCGCGCCACCCAUGUACCUGUGGGGGAAGAUCAACAGCAACACCUCGAACUCAGUCGGGAUCUCGCAGACCUUUUUAACAGAACCCACAAGGAACGGGUCUUCCCACUUCCACAACACAUCAUAACCCCAGCUAAACGUAUUCUCUCGCUACGAGACCCUAGUCAGAAAAUGUCGAAAUCGGCACCUCACCCGGCUUCGCGCAUCUUAUUAACAGACCCCCCGGAAGCGAUUGAUAAAAAGAUCAAGAGCGCCGUGACGGAUUCGGAACGUGGGGUCGAAUACGAUCCUGUUGCAAGACCGGGGGUGGCGAACCUGCUGACCAUUCUGGACGCCUGUCGGGGCCUAUCGGGUGAAAAUCCACCAGACCAGGGUGGAGAUACGAGCACGAGGCUCGAAACCCUUGCGUCUGAGCUUUCCACCCUCUCCCACGCCGAGUUUAAGCGAUGGGUGAGCGACGCCGUUCAAUCGACCCUGGCCCCGAUUCGGGACGAGUAUACACGCAUAAGGGCCGAUGAGUCGUACCUCCGGGACGUUGCCGAGGCCGGACGUAUGCGUGCGUUUGAAGUUGCGGAAAACACGAUGGCGGAUGUGAGAGAAGUGCUAGGCGUUGGUCGGUUGUAG